AUGUCAGAAAGAAAAAUGGAGAAUUUAACAGGGACUAUGCAUCAACUAAACUUCAAUUUACCAAAUCAACCAAACAGAGGUUCAACCAGUCAGUUUGCCUCAUUAGACAAUUUUUCAACACCAACAAAAUAUAAAAACGAUAAACUUAAUGGAUCACCUAUCCCCCCAGGGGCGAGGAGAUAUGAGAUAGAUGAUAGCGAUUCAAAAAUGGAUAUCGACGGAUCAUCAUAUAAUGAUAUCGAUAUCACAAACUCACCAAAGAAACUACCUCAAGGCUUUCAAACAAUGGCAAGCAAUAACAAAACACAACGAUUAGUUAGUGUUUGUAAAAUGUAUUUUUUGGAUUAUUACUGUGACAUGUUUGACUACGUCAUUAGUAGAAGGCAGAGAACUAAAAAGGUGCUAGAAUAUUUGGAACAAAAAAAAAAUGAAAAUGUAGAUCUAAACAGUCUGAAUAAUGAAUGGAAUGGGUAUAUUCAAAGAGAACACCAAGUUCUUAGGAAAAGAAGGCUGAAACCCAAACAUAAGGACUUUGAAAUGAUCACUCAAGUUGGUCAAGGUGGUUAUGGUCAAGUUUAUUUGGCCAGAAAAAAAGAUACCAAUGAAGUUUGUGCAUUGAAGAUUUUGAAUAAGAAACUUUUGUUCAAACUAAAUGAGACAAACCAUGUAUUGACGGAAAGAGACAUUUUGACUACGACGCGAUCCCAGUGGUUAGUGAAAUUACUUUAUGCUUUUCAAGAUACCCAAAAUCUUUAUUUAGCAAUGGAAUUUGUUCCCGGGGGAGACUUUAGAACGUUACUAAUUAAUACUAGAUUUUUAAAAAGUACACAUGCAAGAUUUUAUAUCAGUGAAAUGUUUUUGGCGGUUAAUGCGUUACAUGAUCUUGGGUAUACUCACAGAGAUUUGAAACCUGAAAAUUUCCUAAUUGAUGCAAAGGGACACAUUAAAUUAACAGAUUUUGGAUUGGCAGCAGGAACAAUAUCAAAUGAUAGAAUACAAAGUAUGAAAGUUAGACUGGAAGAAGUUAAAAACCUAGAAUUUCCGGAAUUUAGUGACAAAUCCAUAGAAGAUAGGAGGCAAAUGUAUCAAAAAUAUCGGGAAACAGAGGUUAACUAUGCCAAUUCUAUGGUGGGGUCUCCUGACUAUAUGGCUUUGGAAGUUCUGGAAGGGAAGAAAUAUGACUUUACAGUAGAUUAUUGGUCUUUAGGUUGCAUGCUAUUUGAAUCUCUAGUUGGAUAUACCCCAUUUAGCGGAUCCUCAACAAAUGAAACAUAUGAAAAUUUGAGACAUUGGAAAAAGACUUUGAGAAGACCAAUGCUGGAUAACGGGAGACCUGCAUUUUCUGAUAGAACAUGGGAUUUCAUUACAAGGCUAAUUGCUGAUCCUAUCAACAGAUUAAGAUCUUUUGAACAUGUCAAAAGAAUGACUUAUUUUGAAAGUGUAGACUUUAAUACCCUAAGGGACUUAUCUCCACCAUUUAUUCCUCAAUUAGAUAACGAAACUGAUGCAGGAUACUUCGAUGAUUUUACUAAUGAAGCUGACAUGGCUAAAUAUGCAGAUGUUUUUAAGAGACAAAAUAAGUUGUCAACCAUGGUAAAUGAUGCCGACAUAGAUUCAAAAUUGGUGGGAUUUACAUUUAGACAUAGAUAUGGGAAAAACGGUAGCUCUGGAGUUUUAUAUAAUGGCCUUGAGCAAUCGGACCCGUUUUCUACGUUCUAUUAA
Molecule: messenger RNA, 1722 nt
Organism: Naumovozyma castellii
Lineage: Eukaryota; Fungi; Ascomycota; Saccharomycetes; Saccharomycetales; Saccharomycetaceae
Gene: DBF2
Product: serine/threonine-protein kinase DBF2
Exons: 1
Coding region: 1-1722 (573 amino acids)
Source: RefSeq, a predicted model, not a curated record